AUGGCGGUUGACCAGGGGUCCCCGGAGGGAGGGUCCUGCACCUCGCGAGAGGAAAACCGGCAGCGCCGAGCACAACGUGGAUGGGACGACGGCCCAAGCAAUGCGGACAGAACCUUCAAGUGGCCCUGGCAAUCGCAAUCAUCACGUCAAUCAGGAGAUGCACACGGACCUCGACAACCACGCUUCGUCCGCUUCGUCGACGGGCGACCGAAACAAUCCCGAGGAGCGAAAGACAUCGCGGCCGGGGAGUCGAUCGGACCUGUUUUGUGCAAGGAAAACAGGAAAGGACGUGUAUCCACGUUUUGCGCCCUGGAGGCCCUUGACGAGGCGUCUGCGGGAGGAUCGCGCAAGGAGGUUGGCAUUGUCGUCGACGAGCGCCACCUUCGUGAUCGCCGCAGUGUGUGGUCGCACUUCGUGUCGGACUUCUUGCUUCCACAGGGGUAUCCCGACUCUGUGGCCCCACAAUAUGCGAGCUACAUGUUCUGGAGAGGCUUUCAGUACUUUUUCGGUGGGGCAAUAUCCGUUUACACAACCAAGUCGCUGAUAUCGUCAGUCGGAGUUGCAGGCAAGCGGUCCGGGGAAGCGGCGGCUGCGAUCAAUUGGGUGAUGAAGGACGGGGCAGGUCGUGCUGGUCGAUUCUUGUUCGCAGGUUUCGGAAAAUCGCUCGACAGCGAGCUCAAGCAGUUCCGUCUUUUUGGCGAUCUUUUGAUGGAAGUUGGGGCCGCCCUUGAGCUGGCGACGGCUUCUGCGCCGCGCGCCUUCCUCCCUUUAGCUUGUACGGCGAACUUGGCGAAAAACGUGGCUGCAGUUGCAAUGAGCUCAACUAGGGCCCCGAUCUACAGAUCAUUUGCUCAGGCGAAUAACAUGGCAGAUAUCACAGCGAAAGGUGAAUCAGUUGCCAACCUCGCCGACCUCGCGGGGACCGUCACAGGGAUCCUUCUGUCAAGGACUGGUUUGAACACCAUCACAACCUUCUGUCUGCUCUCAGCGGGCUACCUCUUCGCGUCUAGGAAGGAGGUGGAUUCGGUGGAGUUGCCAUACUACAACCACGCGCGCCUGGCCUUCUGUGCUCGCAACUUUCUGACGCAAGGAGUCGUUCCGGGGCCAGCUGACGCGAAUCGCAACGAGCCACUAGUGCCUUGGGCGGACUUCGGCCAGGCCCGAGUGCGUCUAGGUGCUUCGGUGGCGGAAGCAUUUGACGACCCGGCGGAGUUUCGCAGCACGGCAUCAGCUUUUUCUGCGUACCCUUUCGUGAUCACGUUCAACGAACGACGGCGUCGGUCGUGCGUGCUGCUCAAGGAGGGCGUCGACGCCAAGGACGUCGCUCGCGCUGCAUUCCACGCACACGUCCUGCUGCAUGCCCUGCACUCGAGAGCCUUUGGAGCCGAGGCCACAAAAAGGUGUCGAGUGCCCGUCAGGGCGGAUGCAGCCAAGGCCAACACCCAGCUACCCUCCACACGCGAUCGGGAGGCAGAUCGUCGGGCGCAGGUCGCUGGCGACGCCGACGCAAGCCUCGUCCUCUCACCCGCGUUCUGGCGCCGGCUGUUGCCAGGUGACUGGUUCGGUGGCGAUCAAGGCGGGUACGACGUCGAUGUCCGUUUUCAUGCGGACGAAAUCAAAGCGUGCACGGACUACACGCGACGAAUGUUGGAGUCCGGCAAAUUGUACGAAGCCUUCCUUGCACAGUCGGCCAAGGUGGGCUGGAGGACACAAAAUACCGCGCUACCUCCGACGGACGUGCGGCUCUGUGUAUAG
Pedinophyceae sp. YPF-701 is the source of this 1755-nucleotide messenger RNA. NCBI's taxonomy places the organism in Eukaryota, Viridiplantae, Chlorophyta, Pedinophyceae. The record is from the annotation of a GenBank genome assembly.